Molecule: messenger RNA, 2562 nt
Organism: Cladophialophora immunda
Lineage: Eukaryota; Fungi; Ascomycota; Eurotiomycetes; Chaetothyriales; Herpotrichiellaceae
Exons: 4
Coding region: 1-2562 (853 amino acids)
Biological process (GO): DNA-templated transcription; regulation of DNA-templated transcription
Molecular function (GO): DNA-binding transcription factor activity, RNA polymerase II-specific; DNA binding; zinc ion binding
Source: RefSeq, a predicted model, not a curated record
AUGACUCCUCGCACUACAGAUCCGCAAUCUCGAGCAUCGGCGGCGUGUACCGCCUGUCGCAUUCGGCGCACCAAGUGCAUCGUGGACCCCGGACACGCGUCGUGCGACUAUUGCCAAAGCAAAGGUAUGGAGUGCACGUUCCAGGCUUUGGAUGACCGUAAGAGGCCAAAGUCCAAGGUCUACUUAAAUUCGCUGCUCGAAAACAUCCAAUCCCUCGAGCAACGGCUGCGGGAGGCUGGACACGAACCUCCUCAAUUCCAACACAGCGUUACCCAAGCCCAACCGACGCAGCAGCAUCGACGAAAUAUCUCCCUGCGUGGUGGACAGCCAGCACUGAGUACAGAUUCGACUGCCAAUAAAUCUCGGGUUCAAGCCACUAGCAGCUUAGAAGAUGCUGCACAGACAAGCCUCGAGGAAGAACGCAUCCAAGGCUCACCUGCCUCAGCUGACGCUUGCAUGGAGACUGUUCGGGAGCCGUCCGCUCGAGAGCAAAUCAAACUUCACAGCGCAGUGCGUCCACGAAGCUCUUCCGAGCCAUACCAGCUCGGCAACAGACAGGAUACCGUGUGGAAUCUAAUCUAUGGCCCUGACCGUUUUAUUUAUGACAAAAGAAAGGGCCGUAUCCACUACUUCAGUCCUUCUACCUGCUACAAGAGAUAUCUAAGCUCGAACGGCCAGGGGGCGCUCGAGCCGUCUCAACUGGACAAGCAUUCCUACAAGAUCCUCGCCGAUAUCCCCACGGAUCUGGAGAGCUAUCUCAUGGACCUCUUCUGGAGCCGAUACAACAGCACGCUAUGUGUCAUUGAUCAGCAGGCAUUCCGUAACGACCAAGCCAGUGGAGGCUCGACCUACUAUUCCGGUUUCCUCCAUCUUGCUUGUCUGGCCAUGGGUUUUCGAUUUGCGGACAAGACCCGGCGGGGGAUGCAACAAGUCACCCUCAGCGACACAUACAGUGUUUUCCAGCGAGAGGCGAAAUUUCUCUUGGACAGGGAACUCGAAGAUCCACAGGGCCUCACCAUCAUCCAAGCGAUGCUAGUCUUGAGCGACCUGGAAUGUGCCUACGGCAGGGACGAUCUGGCGGCCAUGCACAUAGCCACGUCUUGCCGGCUGGCUUUCGAUUUCGGCCUGAAUCUGGACUGUUCGAGGUUUCAACUGUCCGAGGCGGAGACGAAGUUCCGCAAAGACUUGCUCCAUUCGUGCUUGCUCUAUGAUCAGGCGUGGGCGCUGUAUGUGGAACGACCGACGAACAUGAAAAUCGCCGAUAUUUCAAGCUCGUGCCUGGCCAACCGCAUCUCCCACGUCAAGGAUGGCUCAGUGUUGCACGGGAAGUCCAUAAACGAGUCGCUGCCCACACAUGAGGAUAUUCAGGGGCAGAUAUUGGAUGCUCUCCUUGAGCUUUCCGAGCUCAGUUCGAGAAUUCAAGCCCUAGCACAGCCGAGGCUCAGUCUCGGGAGAAUUGCCGAUGAAGAUCGUUUGAUAGACGUCGCCGCGUUGGAUGCAAAGUUGAAGUCUUGGUAUACCAUGCUUCCCCCACGUCUUGCGUGGACAGAAGAAAACAUCAGAGAUGGGCCGCGUCUCUUCUUCAUAAUGCAUCAACAGUUCCAUGUCGCCCAACUCAAUCUUCAUGGGCCAUACGGACGAUACGAGGAUGCCUUGGGGGUAGAGAUGGAACAGUCUCACGUAUUUAACAGAGAGACCAGCGAUAGCGGCAAUGUCAGCGCGUUGCAACACCUGGCUCGAUCAAUCACUAUGAACGCAGCCAUGAAGAUCGCUCAGGGCUUUUCAACCUACCAGAAACGAUUCGGCACCUGCGAAACCGGCGUCUUCGCUCUUCAACAAGGCGGCACCGCUCUCCUGGCCUUGAUGUCCACCAUCAAAGUCAGCAACGAGGCAGGAAAGCGCAACUCGGGGUUGCACCACCUCUACACACUGACGGAGCAGCUACGGGAGAUGUCCCAGGUCUACAGCCCGGCCGAGGUGAUGUGCCACGUCGUCAAGCGCGAGAUGGAGCGGCUCGAUAUCGACUUCAAUGACUUGCCGACGCCACCCAACACGCCGGUCUACCCCAUCUCACCGUCAACAGCGAGCAGCGCACGACGCCCUCACUCUCGACAUUCUUCCGACUCUGACCCCGCGUCGAAGCGGCGACGUUUAUCGACCGACCAGGAGCUUCUGACAGUCUCCCACGCACCACGUCAACACAGUAACCUCGAUCGAACCGCACGCUUAUCCGGCGUAGGAUCCUCAGACCAACAUGGCGCCACGAAGCUUCCAAAUUCCGCGCCACCACCGUUAGAAUUACCCGACGGCCAAUCUUCCGGGACACUCCCCACGGCCAGCUUCGAGUCGAUAGAUCCCAUCCCCGACACCAUCCUGGACCUGAACGACAUACAAUGCUCUUCUUGGGCAAUGGGACUGUCCGACAUCUCCACACUCUUUGAUUUCCAAGGCAACGACCAGAUCGGCAAUGAGAUGCUCCUCCCCUUCGCCCCAGACAACCAAUACCUACCGGGAAUCGACCCGAACCUGAGGAUCUUGCCGGACGUUAUGCAAUACGGAUAG